CUCAUCAGCAUGGAAUACCUACGCCUUUGUCUACUUAUUUUGUUAGUCUGUUUAGUCUGUGCCCAUGCAAUUACAGGUGAUAUGCCCACGUUCAGCGGCCUUUGCCAGUUGCAAGGCGACUGGUGCUCCACCAACUGCCAAAUAGCCGGAGGACGGGACGGACUUUGCAACAAGGUGGGCCUCUGCAUUUGCAGACCCUUGUAGGUUAGUCAAAUCGGAAUAAAAGGCGAACAUAUUUACAAUUGCAAA
Drosophila takahashii is the source of this 249-nucleotide messenger RNA. RefSeq lists its product as uncharacterized. The record is from RefSeq and is a predicted model, not a curated record. NCBI's taxonomy places the organism in Eukaryota, Metazoa, Arthropoda, Insecta, Diptera, Drosophilidae.